Electrophorus electricus (electric eel) is the source of this 639-nucleotide messenger RNA. The record is from RefSeq and is a predicted model, not a curated record. NCBI's taxonomy places the organism in Eukaryota, Metazoa, Chordata, Actinopteri, Gymnotiformes, Gymnotidae.
AUGGCAACAGCUCGGUGGGAGACACUUUUCCAGCUCCCUCAGAUGCAGACAGCCCAGCCUGCCGUUCCAAGUAACAGCGCUUCCUUUCGACCCGUGUCCAGCCAGCCAUGCUAUGUUAGCACUGUGAGUUUCCAAAAGCUGCUGCUGAACUGCUGUCAGAAGGAGUUUGAGAAGGACAAGGUCAACGAUGAUGUUUUGGAGAAGCUGCGGCACCAGCUGGAAGCGGCCACUUCAGCCAGCGAGCGGGAGAGGCUGGAGGAGGAUCUGGAGGAGGCGAAGGACAAGGCCCACAGGAGGUCCAUCGGUAACAUCAAGUUCAUCGGGGAGCUGUUCAAGCUGCACAUGCUGUCAGAGGCCAUCAUGCACGACUGUGUGGUCAAGCUGUUCAUGAACCACAGCGAGGAGAGCCUGGAGCGUCUGUGCCACCUCCUCACAGCCAUCGGCAAAGACCUGGACUUGGAGAAGGCCAGGCCAAAAAUGGAUCACUACUUUAAAUAUAUGGAAAAGACAGUGAAGGAGAGGAGGGGUUCCUCACGCAUUCGGUUCCUGCUCCAGGACGUCAUCGACCUGCGACUGCAUAACUGGGUGUCGCAGCGAGCUGACCACGGGCCCAAGACCAUCGAGCAGAUCCAUCAGUAG